CACAACUUCCUGCUUUUCCUCCCCCUAUGACACACCAGUUUCGUUUUUUCCUCCUCUCUCUCUCUCUCUCUUCUCCUUUGAUGCCAAAUCCCAUCCCUCGACGGGGUGAGGAGCGCCGUGAGUGGCUGAGAGGACUGAGCGUUUCUUGCAACAGCUGCGAGUUCUAUCCAACACAGGAGUUGGCGGAAUUGAGCUCAGUGCAAAACGACGAAACAGCGGCUUUGUCACGCAUUUCCCCAGCCCCGGACCAGCAGCCCAAACGCAGAUCGACAUAUCGCUACAUUCAUGACCGGACAGGGAUUAAGUGGCGAAGGAGACAAUUUCACAGAAGAGAUUGAACGGAUUUUACGCAGGACUGCCGGGUUUUAGGAGUGCCCUGGUAACCAUGGAUAAAACGUUGCAUAUCCUACAGAAACCGACAGCCUCAACCGACAAGGCCCUUGGCGGUGGAACGGGAAUAGCUCUGGAUAUGAGUAUAGGGGACCGGGAAUUCACGGAACAAUCUAUUAGACUUAGCAAUAAAAUCCCGUUAGUGAAGCCCUAUUUAAAAAAUAAACACAAACAGAGGAAACUGGACUCAAAAUGCCUCCGUGCGCUCCAGGACCCGAUCCUGACCACAUUACUGAGUACGGAAGCUCUUGUUACGGGAGACGGGGUGUUUGUCCCCAGGAACCCUCCGCCAAGGACAGCUGGGAACCUGUGCACUGCUGUGGUGGUCAAACAGGCACGGAUUGGUGGGCCUGUGUGCCGGAAAGAAUCGUCAGCUACCGGUGUAACGGCUAUGAUUACCGGCGACACGGAAAUGGCGGACGCCGCCGCCGAGUUGGAGGAGACAGAGGGGGGGGUAACCAAGGUGCCGGUAGAUCUCCAGCGUGUGACAGUAGACUCUAACGAGCGCAGAUUCCAGCUCAAACUUCACCCGCGGGCGCGAGAUGUGGCGGCGGCACCCCCCACACCUGAUACCCCUCUAGUAUCCCCUCCAAGCCAGGGGGGAAACACGAUGAUUGACCUAUUUGCUUCUAAAGCCUUGCGGGGAGCAAAUUGCCUCACCAUUACAGACAGUAAGAAAACCCCCAGUCUUCAGGCCGACAAAGGCGAGAUAUUUCAGGAUAAAAGCGAAGAGGCCUCCCUGGAUCUAGUGUUUGAUCUGCUAACCCAGCUCCAGUAUCACACGCACCAAGCCGACUCGGUUUCCAUCUGCGUGGAUUUCCUGCAGGGGUUGUGUGUGUACGGGAGUGACUGCGCUUACCACCAUACUGUGCUGCCCUACCACUGGCAGAUCUGCAGGAGUGAUACUGAAAGCUGGCAAAGCCUUGCGGAUGAUUCACAGGAUCAGUUGGAGAGGCUUUAUUGCAACCCGGACAAUGAACAAGUCAGGCUCAAGUUUCAGGGUCGUGUGUUUUCUUUAGACUUCACUACGAUGCGUGUAUGUGACCUGGAGUUCGACCGUGUCAGACGGUUGACCACUCCCUCCAGCCCUGCCGCCCCYCCCCCAAACACAAACCCCACRCCUAACUGCCACACAGUGUGGAAAUACUACUGCAGAGACAACUUCGGCUGGAGAGAAUACUCUGAGCCGGUAGUGCGUCUGAUAGAGGAGGCUAGUGGUCGUGGUCUGAAGGAGGUCCGUUUCAUCACCCUACAGAACCAGUACAUCCUCAACAUCAGAGAGGGCUUCCAGCAGAACGCCGUGUUCGGCUUCAGACGCCAGAUCAAGAAACGACCCCUCUUCCGUGUAACUCUGUUCCUCUCUCUCUUUUCUAGGACUCUUGGUGGCCUCUCCUCCUUUUCCCCCUCCUCCUCCACUGUGGAUCUGUCCGUUUCUCUCCCUCUCUCUCCGUCCUCCACCAACACUCCCAGCGUAUUCCCAGAGACCUGGUUACCCAUGACAACCAGCCAGGACUUCCUGCAGGUUCCGGUAUCCUGUGACGACCGGAGCUAUCGGACUGUCUACACCCUCUUCCACAAGACUGUGUCCGAAACCAAGUUCCGCAUCCUGAAGAUCCUCCGCGUUCAGAACCCCUUCCUCUGGGAGAAAUACAAGAGGAAGAAGGAGUACAUGUCUCGUCGUCUCUCGGAGAUGGACAGGAUGCUGAGCGAGCGUCACCUGUUCCACGGCACCUCCACUGAGGUGGUGGAGGGCAUCUGCAAACACAACUUUGACCCGCGUGUCAGUGGCAAACACGCCACCAUGUUCGGACAAGGCUCCUACUUCGCCCGUAAGGCCGUCUACUCCCAUAACUUCUCCAAGCGCUCUCCUAAAGGGAUCCACUCCAUGUUCCUGGCCAAAGUCCUCACUGGCAGGUUUACAGUGGGGAACCCCUCCAUGCGUCGGCCCCCACUCAGCCCCCGGGACCCCUCCAGUGACCUGUACGACUCGUGUGUAGACAACUGGGUGGACCAGAUCUAUGUUAUUUUCAACGACGACCAGAGCUACUACUUUAUCAUCCAGUACGAAGAGGUUCCCAGUACUGUGGCUAUCUGACACGAGACCAGACUGAACCAAACCCAGUACUGUGACUAUAUGAGAACAGACCAGACUGAACCAAACCCAGUACUGUGACUAUAUGAGAACAGACCAGACUGAACCAAACCCAGUACUGUGACUAUAUGAGAACAGACCAGACU
Salvelinus sp. IW2-2015 is the source of this 2628-nucleotide messenger RNA. Its product is annotated as protein mono-ADP-ribosyltransferase TIPARP-like. Gene Ontology annotation, cellular component: nucleus. Gene Ontology annotation, molecular function: zinc ion binding; NAD+ poly-ADP-ribosyltransferase activity; NAD+-protein mono-ADP-ribosyltransferase activity. The record is from RefSeq and is a predicted model, not a curated record. NCBI's taxonomy places the organism in Eukaryota, Metazoa, Chordata, Actinopteri, Salmoniformes, Salmonidae.